ACUGAGGGGGGAGGGGCUCCCAGUGAGGCCCCUCGCGGUGCAUUGUGGGUACCGAGGCGGAAGUAGCAGCCAUUCCCCCGGUGCAUUGUGGGUACCGAGGCACUUCCGCCUCAUUCCAGGAAGUGUUUCCCCUUCCCCCGGUGCAUUGUGGGUACCGAGGCGGAAGUAACCCCCGUUCCCGCGGUGCAUUGUGGGUACCGAGGCACUUCCGCCUCAUUCCAGGAAGUGUUUCCCCUUCCCCCGGUGCAUUGUGGGUACCGAGGCGGAAGUAACCCCCGUUCCCGCGGUGCAUUGUGGGUACCGAGGCACCUCCGCUUCCACCCCACCCCCCUCCCCACCCCACACCUGGGCCAGGUGCGCGGCCACGCCCAGGCCGGUUUGAGCCGGUUCGAGCCGGUUUGAGCCGGGCAGAGCAAUGGCGGCGGCGCUGGCGCUGGCCCUGGGGGCGCUCCUGGUGGCCCUCGGGGGGUUUUUGGUGGCCGCGCUGGCCCACAGGGGCCCGGAGGGGCCGAGGCUGGCGGUGACCGGAAGGGCGGUGGCGCACCGGGGAGGCGCGGGCGAGCGCAUCGAGAACACCAUGGAGGCCUUUGAGAACGCGGUGCGGCAGGGCUGUGAUUGGCUGGAGCUGGACGUGCGCCGCACGCGCGACGGCGUCGUCGUCGUCUGCCACGACCGGGAGCUGUGGCGACAGAGCGGCCGCCAUCUUGACGUCACCCGGACCGACUUCCGGGACCUGCCCCCGUACCGGAGCCCCCUGGAGGUGACCUUUGCCCCCGGCUCUUUCUCCUCCGGUCGCGAUCGCCGAAUCCCCCGAUUGGUCGAGGUCUUCCAGCGCUUCCCGCGGCAGCCAAUCAGCAUCGAGGUCAAGGACGACGACGAUGACCUCAUCAAUGAGGUGGCCGCCCUGGUCCGGAGCUUCGACCGCGCCCCCAUCACCCUCUGGGCCUCCUUCCGCCAGCGCAUCCUCCGCAAGUGCCGGCGAGCCCACCCGGCCAUGCCGUUCUGCCUCUCCCUGGAGCGGGGGCUGCUGGCGCUGCUGCUCUGGUACCUGGGGCUGCUCCCGCGGCUGCCGCUGCCCGAGGCCGCGCUGCUCUUCCCGCUGCCCUCCACCAUCAACCGGACGUAUUUUCCCCUCCCCCGCGGCCCGGCCGGACACGCCCUGAGCAGAGCGGCAGCGGCGCUCGUGCUCCGCCCCGCCCUCCUGCAGCACCUGAAGAGCCGCGGGCUGCAGGUGUGGCUGUGGGUGGUGAACGAGGAGCGCGACUUCGCCGAAGCCUUCGGCCUCGGCGCCACCGGAGUCAUCACCGACUACCCCGGGCGGCUCCGGAGGUUCCUGGACGGCCCCUCCCCCACCCCCGGGGGCCCCUCCCCCACCCCGAGGUGCCCCUCCCCCAGCUGGGGCGGAGAGCCCCUCCCCCCGCCGGAAAAAGGGGGAGAAACGGGGGGAAAAGGGAGAAAAGUGGAAUAAAAACGGUCCCGAAACGGCCUCGAAAC
Molecule: messenger RNA, 1494 nt
Organism: Vidua chalybeata
Lineage: Eukaryota; Metazoa; Chordata; Aves; Passeriformes; Viduidae
Product: lysophospholipase D GDPD3-like
Exons: 10
Coding region: 416-1468 (350 amino acids)
Biological process (GO): glycerophospholipid catabolic process
Cellular component (GO): endoplasmic reticulum membrane
Molecular function (GO): phosphoric diester hydrolase activity; phosphatidylcholine lysophospholipase A1 activity
Source: RefSeq, a predicted model, not a curated record